AUGACCAAAUAUACCUCUGUGAUCGAGGUUUUUGUCCAGGUUAAGCCCGAUAUUCUGGCAUUGAUAUGGGGUCCUAUCAAGCUUCUCUUGCAAUUCGCAGAUAGCCUGUCAAAGUCAUUUGAUGCAAUUCUCGAUACCAUGGAAGCAAUUGGAGACAAGUUGCCCCUCUUCGAAUCCUAUUCACAGCUUUUUAGCGAAAGUGAUGGGGUUGUGGAUGCGUUGGCAUUGUUCUACAGAGACAUCCUAGACUUUUAUGGGGUCGCAAUGAACCUUUUCUCCGCAAAGCACUGGAAAAUGAUCUUUGAAUCUGUUUGGUCGAGACAAAAGGAUACGAUCACCGCUGUCAUUAGAAAUAUUGAGCGCCACUGCCUUUUACUUAAUGAAAAGAUCAACCUCGAGCAUAUCACGGAAGCCCAUCAAUCCCGGAUCACCCAACUGGAUAAAUGCCAACAAGACUUGGAGUAUCAGGAAAGACAGGAGUUUGGCCAAAUGGAGUCUUAUUUUUCACCAGUGCUGUAUGAUGAUGAUUUAGACAAGCUGUUAAGAUCUGUCUGUGACAGAACCGGACGCUGGCUAGAAAGAGAAAAGGCCUGGGAGGAAUGGUUCGAUGCCUGCAAUACGUCUGCGAGACUCCUUUGGCUAGAGGGAAUACCAGGAGCAGGGAAGACUCAUAUAGCAUCUCUCAUUGUGGACCGGUUGAGACAAUUAUCAAGCGUCACAUUAUUUGCGUUUCUGAGCUACAAGCGCGCCAACGUGAACAUAAUCUCGAUAUUACACUCUCUACUAUUUCAGCUCGUGAUUGGCGACAAGGACUUUGACAAGGCUGUCAAAAAGAAUCUCAGAGCUACGCUUUUUGACAAAUUCCAAUCGGACCAAAGGAAUCUGAAAAGCAAUACAAAAGCUGCUCGACAAACUUUGUCAGAACUUCUGAAACUUGCAGGGCCAAAUUACAUUGUCAUUGACGGAUUGGAUGAGAUUUCCGAAAUUGAACGUCGGACAGUUUUGAAUGAGCUUCUAGAGAUACUGCGUGACUCGACCGAGACAAAGCUUCUUGUCAGCAGUCGAGCAGAAGACGAUAUUUCCAAACUGUUGAAAAAGUCUGGACCAAGAGUGAUUCGAGUUGACGACAAAAACCGCGGCUGUAUCCAAGCUUAUGUGUCCGCAGAAACCCAAAAAUGGCUAGGAGAAUCCGAAUUUGAGAAGGACAUUCGCUCAGAAAUAAUGGGUCUUCUGCUGUCUUCACUACCGGCAAAAUCCAAAGGUCCGUAUGUCUCACUAAACGUCAUGUACACACUUCCUACGGUCUGCUCACCUAUGAAGGCAUGUUUCUUUACGCGAAGGUAG
This is a messenger RNA of Penicillium cosmopolitanum, 1344 nucleotides long. Its product is annotated as NACHT nucleoside triphosphatase. Bases 1 to 1344 code for a protein of 447 amino acids. The record is from RefSeq and is a predicted model, not a curated record. The transcript has 4 exons. Gene Ontology annotation, molecular function: ATP hydrolysis activity. Lineage: Eukaryota; Fungi; Ascomycota; Eurotiomycetes; Eurotiales; Aspergillaceae.